CACCGCACGGCAUUCAUCAGCAUCUAGUCGCUUCAGAGGGAGAGAGAGAGAGAGAGAGAGAGAGAGAAGAGAAGGCGAGACAGAGGGUUUGUUGAGCGAGCAAGCGAAAAUGACAGAUUCAUCAUCUCAAUCAUUCUUCAGGAGGCACUGGGAAGGGUAUAAAGAGUUCUGGAGCGAGAGGUUUUCGUUCCUGGACAACUAUUCGAGAUUCGUCAAGCGCGACAAUCUCCUCCCCUCUUGGUCAGAUGCCGACGUCCAGGAGUUUAUCGCUUCCGAUCCCGUCCACGGCCCCACGCUGAGAACAGCUCGUGAAGCUGCAAAAUACGGUUCUGCUGGUGCUGUUAUCGGAGCAGUUUCAACUGCAGCUGUUGCUUGGAAAUAUUCGAGGAGUCUGCAUGGUGCCGCACUGUCCUUUGGUGCAGGAGCUGUGUUUGGUUGGACAUUUGGACAGGAAGUAGCAAAUCAUGCGCUGCAACUCUACAGGUUGGAUACCAUGUCUGCACAGGUUAAGUUCUUGGACUGGUGGGAAAAGAAAUGCGCUGAGCGGGCUUAGGUCGUUAAGAAUGAUGGUGAAUGGAACUUUGUCUGGUCUGAAUAAAGUUAAAUUGCUUGCCUGCUUGCUGAAUUAGCAAUUGCAGUGUUGGGUGAGCUGGUUUUAGCUUUUGUAUUUUGUGUGCCCCAGUGGAUUGUUUUGAAAUGGGCUAAACUGCUUGUUAAUCUCAGCUUUAGACGCCCUUCAUCAACCUUCCUUGAACCAUUUUCUUCUUGAGGUAAACCUACUUUUUGUGUUCAUCGUA
Molecule: messenger RNA, 797 nt
Organism: Diospyros lotus (date-plum)
Lineage: Eukaryota; Viridiplantae; Streptophyta; Magnoliopsida; Ericales; Ebenaceae
Product: succinate dehydrogenase subunit 6, mitochondrial
Exons: 3
Coding region: 110-553 (147 amino acids)
Source: RefSeq, a predicted model, not a curated record